GAGCCCCUACUAUUUUGACAAGCUUGAAGCCUUUGGUGUUUUGUCUCAAAUUUGAACCUGAGAGUCUUUCCAACUUUCUAGUUAUAUCAAGGCUCUAUAAUCAAACUCUUUCCAUCACAGAAAUAUAAAUCUCGAAAUUGGAUUCGCCUCUUGAGAGAGUUCAUGGCAGUUGUUGAAGAACACAAAGAGAGCUCAUCUUGCCCACAGCCCAAGCUUGAAAAGGUGAGACAACCAAAGAACGAAGACAAAGACAAGCCCUUUUGUCAAAACUCUUCACGUCUCAAACAGAUGACCAAGAACAAUAACAAUUUGGCAAAUUAUGGAAAACAGGUAGUCAGUGCUAAGCCAAUGAAGUCUGACAGCCAUAAACCAAAGACAUGUAAGAAGGCCAAAGUCAAAAGCUUAUAUGAUACAUCCAAAGCUCAGUGUUCCGUUCUUGAAAGAGCAAAUGAGCUUGCAGCAAACCUAGCACCAGAGUUUCCUAGCCUCGUCAAAGUUAUGAUGCCGUCACAUGUUACUCGAGUCUUCUGGCUUGGUAUUCCUAGGUCGUUCUGCCGUGAGCAUAUGCCAAAGGAUGACACAAUGAUUGUCUUGGAAGAUGAAAAUGGGGAAGAAUACCAAACGAAAUAUCUUGUGGCGAAGGAAGGAUUGAGCGGUGGAUGGAGAGCAUUCUCAGCUGCUCACAAGUUACUGGAGGGAGAUGUUCUAGUUUUCCACAAAGUCAUGCCAUCAAAAUUGAAGGUGUAUAUUGUUAGAUCAACUGGUUCAGAUGAAGUGGAUUGCUCUCUUGGUCUUAUCAAAUUUGAUCAUGGCAUUAGACGAAUCAAAGCUACAGAAGUUACUGCAUGUGAAAGCUCAAAAAAUGGGAAACUGGAACCUAUUUCAGUGGAAACUCUGCAUGAAAAUGUUCAGAAGGAGAACACCACAGCCUGUAAUACCAUGUCUGGUCCAAUAUCAAACCAGUAUCAAAUAGAUAGUGAAGUUCUUUAUUCUGAAGUUCUGGAUGGAAUAAGGCUUUCAGAGUCUGUUAUCCCUUUCAAAGAAGUGAGCUGCAUUGAGAACUUUAAGGUCACAGUCAGUGGUUCAAUCAUAAAUGCUGAGAUCUCCGAACACCAUCUGAUCAAGUACUAUGAGCUCUGCCGCAGUCAAAACUCAUUUCUUCAUGAGCAUAUUCUUGAGCGUCUUAACUCCAGUCUGGUUGCUGGAAUAAUUUCCGAGACGGUAAAUCUUUCGGAUGCCAUUAGAGCCUGCAAGAUUACUACUUCAGAGUGUGAUUUUUGGACUUGGGAUAGGACUCUGCAAGCUUCUGAGAUGUUAGGCAUGAAUGUUGGGUUCUUGCGUGCCCGGCUGGACCAGCUUGCAAGCCUUGCUUCAAAAUCAAAACUGUGUAAAGAGGCUAGACUUGCAAGAGACCAAGCAGUAAAGGAUAUGAUAACCUUGGAAGCAAAGCUUGUAAGAGCCAGAGAGGUCAUAAAUAGGCUCAACUUUGAGAUUGAGAGUCUAAAUACAAGUUCAAAGAAGCUUGAGGCUAUGUUCAAAGAAGUGGCUAAGGCCCCUUGGUGAUGACAACUUCAGUGUAUUGUUCUUUUUUUUGUACAUCUGAGGAACGCUGAAAUUCUACGACUACAAAUGUGCCAAAGGUACUAGUUGAUGAAGAAACAUUUCAUGUCAUGAGAAUUCAGCUUUUGGAGGAGAUACUAGUUGAUGAGUAGGAGAUUCCUUUGCAGAUAUCUUGGGAUAACAUGAAGCGGGGAGGAUUAUUGUAGCAUCGAGUUCUCUCUGUCAUUUCCAGCUAACAUUGGAAAAUGAUGACUAAUUAGUGGAAUAGCCAGAUAUUAACUCUUGUUUUUUAAGGGGUGAAAUUGACACAAGCCCAUUGAAAAAUUACACAUGAAGGGAGGUGUAGUUUGUAAGAAAAAGGGUGUCGAUUCCAAUCCCUUUUUGUUAACCUAAUACGCGUUAUAAAGUCCUUUGUUUAAUUCUAUAAUUUGGCAAAGCUAGAGGAUUGUCAAGAUG
Rosa chinensis is the source of this 2016-nucleotide messenger RNA. Its product is annotated as B3 domain-containing protein Os01g0234100. NCBI's taxonomy places the organism in Eukaryota, Viridiplantae, Streptophyta, Magnoliopsida, Rosales, Rosaceae. The record is from RefSeq and is a predicted model, not a curated record. Gene Ontology annotation, molecular function: DNA binding. The coding region runs from base 163 to 1563 and encodes 466 amino acids. The transcript has 7 exons.